Mus musculus (house mouse) is the source of this 6140-nucleotide messenger RNA. RefSeq names its product UTP11 small subunit processome component (gene Utp11). Gene Ontology annotation, biological process: rRNA processing; positive regulation of apoptotic process; nervous system development. Gene Ontology annotation, cellular component: small-subunit processome; extracellular region; nucleolus. Bases 4915 to 5469 code for a protein of 184 amino acids. Lineage: Eukaryota; Metazoa; Chordata; Mammalia; Rodentia; Muridae. The record is from RefSeq and is a predicted model, not a curated record. The transcript has 8 exons.
GUCAUUCUCUACGGUAGAGGGUCAGUGGGUAAUUGAGUGAGGCAGGGUGUGCUAGAGGCCUUUCCCUGGGAACUUGAGACCAAAGUCAAAGGAAUGUAACCGAGUGACCAGCGACAGUAGGCGCCUCACAACCGACGCAUGCCCGGGUGUUCCUAAACUGGGCCCAACUUUUGGCAUGGGAUUUGCGGUUCGUGUAGAUCUGUCAUAUGCUUCCCCCUAAAAUCGUGGCACUUUCCUUAUCCCUUCUGGAGAAUGUCUUGACCAUUUACAAACUUUGCUGGACCUCAUAGCCCAGGUCUAUAAUGGCAUCUACCCAAGAGGCCAAGGCAGAAGGAUCCCAAAAUCGGGGCCUGUCUGGGUCACUUAGACCUGACUCAAAAAUCUAAAAAAAUUCUAGACAUAGGCCUCAAUGGUGAACUGCUUGCCUAGCAAGUAAGGGCAGUAGGCGUAGUCCUUGGUAAGAAGAAAAAAAGGAGGGAAGUGGGGAGUUCCCCCACUUAAUUUAGUUAGAAUAAAUAGGUGUGGAUUUACUCAGGAGAAUGUGUUAGGGUUUGGAUAUGCAAUACAAAUAAAGAUGUAUGCAGAAUCACUUUAUCCACUUUGCCAUUCUCAGAAAUUACAUCAUAACUGGUUCAAACAAGCUUUUAACAAGCCUUGGAGAGAGGGCUUAGCCGUUAAGAGUACUCGGCUGCUCUCUCAGAGUUCAAAUCCUAGCACUCACAUUGUGGGUUCACAAAUAGCUUUAACUCCACUCUAGGAAUUCCACCACCCCCUCUGGCCUCCAUAGGCCCUGCACUCACAUUCAUUCAUAUUCUUUAUCUCUCUCUCUCUCACACACACACUAACUUUUUUUUUUUUUUUUUUGGUUUUUCGAGACAGGGUUUCUCUGUAUAGCCCUGGCUGUCCUGGAACUCACUUUGUAGACCAGGCUGGCCUCGAACUCAGAAAUCCGCCUGUCUCUGCCUCCCAAGUGCUGGGAUUAAAGGUGUGCGCCGCCACCACUGCCCGGCCACACUAACAUUUUUUAAAUUAAAAGAUUACUGAGUGUGAGUGUGUGAGCGGGUGUUUGUGGGAGCACAUCCUGGGCCAGGGUUGUGAUUUGUCCGACAUCCUGACGUGGGUGCUGGGAUCUGGAAGAGGAGAAUCUGUGUUUAACUGUUAAGCCGUCUUUUUACUCCUCAAACAAAUAUUUUUUAUUAUUAUUUUUCUUUUCUUUUUAAAGGCAAGAGGAUCAAUAGUUCAGGGAACGCAUCAGAUUUUAGGAUGUUCUGGGCUCCAUGAGACAGGAUCUCAACAAAACAAAACAGGCUGGGAAAGUGGUGCAGCUAGCAGAUGUGCUUGCCGCACAGCCUGGCAGCCUGAGUCAGACCCUCAGGACUCAUUCACUAAGGGGAAGGAAAGAGUGGACUAUUUUUUUUUCUUCUUUAUUUUUUGAGAUUAUAGCUUCAUUACAACGUUUCAUCUUUCCCUUUGCGACCUCUAUAAACACUCCCAUGGACCACUGCUUGGUCUUUCAAUUUCAUGGCUUCCUUUUUUUUGAGAGUGGACUCUUUAAGAUGUUGUCCUCUGUCCUCCACGUAUGCCAUGGCAUGUGCACCCACGUGUACACAUUCAUAUACACAAAAUGAAACCCAGGCAACAAGAGACAAAACCCCAUAUACGCAGCCAAAGGGCCUGUAGAGAUACCUGCUUUACAGAUCCUGAAGAAAAGGACGCGAUCUCAGAGACCAUGCAGCUGACUAAUGCUGUAGAGUUGAGGCCUCUUUCUCCUUCUCUUUUUUCUUACGGGGUUUAAAAAUCCUUUUCUAGUAGAUCUUAGACAAAAGGCUGAGAGGCGAUGGCACUGCCUUCCUUAUCACAGCUCCCUUUCCUGCUGAGUAGCCUUUCUUAGUGUGUGCUUAGUGGAAGCAGUAUGAUACAGGGAGUACAAUUUUUUUAUUUUACAUGUAUUUUUAUUUAACCAUGUGUGUAUUGGUGCCACAGCUUUGUAGAAGUCAGAGGACAAUUUUCAGGAGUGGAUCCCAGGUUCAAAUUCAAGUCAUUAGACUUGGUGGCAAGUGACUUUACCUGCUGAGUCACCACAUCAACAGCAAUGUAUUUUAACAUCUUGUUGGUGAGACUGUCUAUGGACCUGUCUAAAACCAGGAAUAGGCAGAACUUGCAGUGUAGAUGGGUGACUCUCUGUGCCACUUAACUCAGAGCAGCUGUGUGCAGGCAGGUUAGCAUCUCCUCAUAUUUUCCUGAGGAAAUGGAGACUCAGGAGGGUCAAGUGCUGGGCAGGAAGUGGUGCAGCUAGAGCUGACAAAGCCAGAAAGAGUAUCAGGUUUUCAAGAAUAUAGAGGCAACUUUUUGUUUGUUUGUUUUUGUUUUUGAGACUGUUUCACAGUAUAGCCUUGGUUGGUCUAAUACUCUGUGUAGACCAGGCUGGCCUCCGAUUCACAGAGAUUUGCCUGUCCCUGCCUCUGCCUCCUGAGCGCUGGGAUUAAAUGUGUGCAUCACCACUGCUCAGCUAGAGGCAGCUUUUUAAGAGGUGGCACACUAAAAAUGCCAGAAGUGGGGGUGUGCUCUGUGUGUGUGUGUGGCUCAGUGCUUAAGAGCAAUGGCUGCUCUUCCAGAGGACCCAUGUUCAGUUCUUUUUUUUUUUUUUAAAGAUUUAUUUAUUUAUUAUAUGUAAGUACACUGUAGCUGUCUUCAGACACUCCAGAAGAGGGAGUCAGAUCUUGUUACAGAUGGUUGUGAGCCACCAUGUGGUUGCUGGGAUUUGAACUCCGGACCUUUGGAAGAGCAGUCGGGUGCUCUUACCCACUGAGCCAUCUCACCAGCCCCCCCAUGUUCAGUUCUAACAUCAGCUUAAAACCAUUUGUAACUCCAGCUCUAGGGUGUCUGAGGCUCUCAGGGUUAGGGUUAGGAUUAGGGUUGCACCAGGCACACUUGUGAUGCACAGGCAUGAAAGCAAAAAAUAUAUAAAAUGAAAAAUAAUAAUACAUUUAAAAUAUCAGAUGUGGAACAUGUGCGGAGAGGGUAGAGGUAUAGAGAAUUGUGGGGAAAUGUGUUUUGAAGGCAAAGCUUGAAAAAAAAUUUUUUUGAGACAAGAUUUUCCUAUUUAAGUUAGACUUCAGAUUUCAGUUUGUGAUCCUUCUGCCUCAGCCUCAGGGAUGAGGGGAUUGUAGUACAUUCUGCUUGAAGCAAUCACCUUUUGAGAGUUCUAGGAACAGCCCUACAUGCUGUACAGAGACUUCUCCUAAUUUCACAGCAUCCUUGGGAGAUAGAUGUAAUUCCAUUUUACAGAUUAGGAACCUGGUGCUUAAAGAGAUUCCAUUUCGUAUCUAGAAUCACAGUUACAAAUAGUUGACUUAGGGUAACAUAGAAGAAAGGAAUUUCCAGACAAUGCCUGAGUCAUUUUUGGAUUUGGUUUGCUUGUAUGUUUCCUUGUCCUCUUCCUUUUGAGGCAUUGGAACCACGACGCUUGUGUUGAGGAGGUAAAUGGGUAAACUGAUUCACAAGCUGUGUCUAGGUUCCCCUGUAAUGUACACAUACAGUCACGCAUUAGUGAUUGCAAGACUUCCCUCCCGGUGUUGUUCCCUGACCUUUUGAAAUGUCUUUUUCUGCCAAUCUCCCUCUCUAUUAAAAAUAAAAAUAAAAGUGAGUGCUCUGGAGAGAUGGCUUAGCAGUAGCAAGCACUGGCUGUUCUUCCAGAGGACCUGGGUUCAGUUCUUGGCACCCGCAGAGCAGCUCACACCUGUCUGUAGCUUCAGUUCCAGAGGAUCCCACACCUCACACAUGCAGGCAGAACACCAAUGCAUAUAAAAUAAAAAUAAGUCAUUACAUUUUUUUUUUUUUUUUUUUUUUUGUGGAAAGCUAUUGUGGACAGUGGAGAGGUGGCUCAGCAGGUAAGGGCAUUUACAGCUCUUCAGAAGACUCAGGCUUGGUUCCCAGCAUCCAUGUGGUAGCUUACAGCAUCUAUAACUUCAGUUGCAGGGUAUUUGAUGCUUUUUUCUGACCUCCAGGACACCAGGUGUGCAUGUAGCGCGCGCACGCGCACACACACACACACACACACACACACACACAUAUUCAGGAUUUCUUGAUCUUGAGGCCAGCCAGGGCUACAUAGAGAAACCCUGUCUCAGAAAACCAAAUAAUAAUAAAAACAAACAAACAGAAAAACUAAAAUGAAAACAAAAACCAAAAUAAUUAAUUAAAAUUUAUUUUUAUUUUAUAUGCAUUAGUGUUUUGCCUGCAUGUAUGUCUGUGUGAGGAUGUUUGAUUUCCCUGAGAGUAGAGUAAAAGACAGUUGUGAGCUGCUAUGUGGGUGCUGGAAAUUGAACCCAGAUCCUCUGGAGGAUAAUAACCAGUGCUCUUAAAAACUACUGUUCCAGGCCAGGCGUGGUGGCGCACACCUUCAAUCCCAGCACUCGGGAGGCAGAGGCAGGUGGAUUUCUGAGUUCCAGGACAGCCAGGGCUACACAGAGAAACCCUGUCUCGAAAAAAACCAAACCAAACCAACCAACCAACCAACCAACCAACCAACCAAAAAACUACUGAGCCAUCUCUCUAGUCCCAUUUCUUGACUAAGCACCUCCCUCUGCUUUUCUCUCUCCCUCCCUCUCUGCCCCCCCCCCCUUUCUCUUCCUCUCACCUUCUUUCCCUCCCUCUUGCUCUUUCUCCUUUUUUGUAGUUCUACGCUGUUCUGGAACUUGCUAUGUAGAACAAGAUGGGCUGGAAUUCAGAAAUCUAACUACCUUUGCCUCCUGAGUGCUGGGAUUAAAGCCUGGCUUUCGAAAACGCCUGGGUUUGCUGGAGAAAAAGAAAGAUUACAAACUUCGUGCAAAUGACUAUCAUAAAAAACAAGAUUUCCUCAGAGCUCUCCGGAAGAAGGCUCUUGAAAAAAACCCAGAUGAAUUCUACUAUAAAAUGACUCGGGCCAAGCUCCAGGAUGGAGUUCACAUUUUCAAAGAGAACAAGGAAGAAGUGACAGCAGAGCAGCUGAAGCUCAUGAGAACUCAGGACAUCAAGUACAUUGAGAUGAAAAGAGUUGCAGAGGCGAAGAAAAUUGAAAGAUUGAAAUCAGAGCUCCAUCUGCUGGAUUUCCAGGGGAAGCAACAGAAGAAGCACGUGUUCUUUUUUGACACCAAAAAGGAAGUUGAACGGUUUGAUGUUGCAACUCACUUGCAGACGGCCCCAGAAUUAGUUGACAGGGUCUACAAUAGACCCCGGAUAGAGACCUUACAGAAGGAGAGAGUGAAAGGAGCCACCCCUCAGACUGGACUCAAGCGGAUAGCCAAGGAACGACAGAAGCAGUAUGACUGUUUGACGCAGCGCAUCGAGCGGGAGAAGCAGCUGUUCGUUGUUGCCCAGAAAAUCCAGACACGCAAAGACCUCAUGGAUAAAACUCAGAAGGUGAAGGUGAAGAAAGAAACAGUGAACUCCCCAGCUAUUUACAGAUUCCAGACUCGCCGAAAACGUUGAUGGGUUAAAAUUAAGCCUCAGCAUUCUGUAUCGAAAAGAAUUAUUAUCUUUUCCUCCUGUCUUUUGUAAUAACUUCAGAUUUUAUUAAUUCAAAUGGCUUGGUCUUCCUGUUUUGUAAUCAUGACUUAUUUUCGACCUGAGACUUGAUGUCUUUCUAUGAAAAUAGUAAAGCAGCCAGGCAGUGGUCCCAGCACUCGGGAGGCAGAGGCAGGCGGAUUUCUGAGUUCGAGGCCAGCCUGGUCUACAGAGUGAGUUCCAGGACAGCCAGGGGUAUACAGAGAAACCCUGUCUCCAAAAACCAAAAAGAAAGAAGAAAGAAAGAAAGAAAGAAAGAAAGAAAGAAAGAAAGAAAGAAAGAAAGAAGGAAAAUGAGUAAAGUCCCUUCCUAGAAUCAUUAUUUCUGUGUUGAUGAUUGAAUCUCAUACAUAUAAUACUCAUUUGUCCCUCGGAGAGUUAUAUAAUCUCCUAUAACAAAGUAGAAAAUAGAUGAACACAUUUCCUUCUCAGUAUUGAAGAACAGUGUAUUUAUCCCUAGCAGGAGCUAGGGCUACUGAUGCGAGCAGCUGUGAAGGGCAGGUUUAUGUUCACCAUUUGGGAGAGCUAUACAUCGGUUUUUGUUUAUGUUUUGUCAUUCUCCUUAUAGUAAAUUUUACAUUCUAAUUUUUAAUUAA